Adineta ricciae is the source of this 1746-nucleotide messenger RNA. Lineage: Eukaryota; Metazoa; Rotifera; Eurotatoria; Adinetida; Adinetidae. The record is from the annotation of a GenBank genome assembly.
AUGAAUAAGUUUCUGACUAUCGUGACAUUCUCAGUACUCGUUAUCGCGUUUGUAUUCGGUCCGAGUACUGAUGCUGCAGCUACAAGUGGCGGAAGUUCUAUUAAUCCUGGUAUAAAACGUAUUUCUAUGCAAAAGGUGAAAUAUCAAUGUAGUAACAGCGCAAGUAGACAUAAAUGUCAUGGUAAUUCAACAAUAGCAGGAAUAAGAAGACAACGAUCGGUUACACCAACAAUAGCAAAUGAAACGCUAGUAGAUCAGUUUUGGGGAACAUAUUGGACUGGUUUGAUAACAAUUGGCACGCCAUGUCAGCCAUUUUAUGUUGAUUUUGAUACUGGAUCAAGCGAUUUAUGGAUACCAGGUGGUCAAUGUGGACCUUCAUGUGGUGGUAAUCAUACAUUCAACUCAAAUUUAUCGUCAACAUGCAGUGUAACAAAGAACCCGUUUUAUAUUAGAUAUGGUGAUGGCAGCAAUGUAAACGGAACAUGGGCAACUGAUACAGUUAAUAUUGCUGGCAUAUCAGUUUCGAAUCAAACAUUUGCGAUUGCUACUUCAGCUAAUGGUAUGAGCGGGGGCGCACGCGACGGGCUACUAGGUAUGGGUUAUCAAAGUAUUACAAGCGGUGGUGAAGAGCCAUUGAUAUGGGCAAUGUAUCGACUUGGUCAACUAAGUCUACCAUUAUUUGGCUUUUGGUUUGGCCCAGUAUCGACUGGUUCCGAUACAGGUGAAUUGAUCUUAGGUGGCUAUGACGCAACGAAGUAUACCGGAUGUUUUACGUAUGCCACUGUUGCUGUGAAAGGUUUCUGGGAAUUUGUUGCUGACAGUAUUGGAGUCACUGUUGGAUCGACGACAACGACAAUAGCAUCAGGAAUCAACGCUAUUUUAGAUACUGGAACAACAGCUGCUAUUCUGGGCCCAGCCACUUAUGUAAAUGCAAUCAAUUCGCUUUUGGGUGCGACUUGGAAUUCAACAUUUGGAUGGUACACUGUUAAUUGUCAAACGAAACCUUUGUCAGCAUUUCCAAACAUAACGAUAAUCAUCAGCGGCGUUCCAUUCACUCUCACGCCCUUGAUGUAUAUUCAAAUAGCAGGUGGUCCUUCGAACUACAUAUGUUACAGUGUUAUAUCAACAAUAAGUCAAAAUGAUGCGAACUCAAAUCCAAUUUGGAUUCUUGGCGACUUUUUCCUGAGACAUUUUUAUAGCGUGUUUGAUAUGCAAAACAAUCGUAUAGGAUUGGCAUUGUCAACAUCGUAUUCCAUUGUUCAAACACCGCCUAGUACUUUGUUUCAGUCAACUACAACACUUUUUCCUCCGUCAUCAACAACAACUAAUACAGUUACGACUACUGUGGCGUUACCAGCACAGUGUUUCAAUUACACCACAAUCAAUGAUACAACACGUUUAACAACGGCUGGUGCAAAUGGAGGCUGUGACUCAACUGUCUUCAGCAGUACUAGUACAAAUGUUCCGACAUUUGUUCGCUUUGUAAGUCCAGGUGGAACACGAUUAGCUACAUCACCACCCAACUCAGCUCAAGGAUUCGCGUGUGGAACAUAUGCAGCAGGCUGGACUAAUGCAACUUACCCGUCUGUUGUCGGUCAAAGUGUCAGUGCAUUUGCAUGUUUUGCUUAUAAUGGUAAUCCAUGCUUUGGUUCCGUUUAUUGGAAUGUAAUAACAAAUUGCAAUGGGUACUAUGUGCAUGGAUUAUAUUCACCUGGGGCCUGUGCAUACCGAUACUGUACUCAAUAA